AUGUUAUUGUUAGGUUUUCAAUGACAAUAAAGUACAACCAAAUACAACAGUUGUUUUGUUUACCAAUCCAAAGAUUCGUUCAUUCUCAUUCGUUGGUUUAACGAUUGAUAGUAACUAUAAAUUCAAAUUACAGAUCAGAUGUAUAUAUAUAUAUAAACACGCAAAAAUGCUUGGCUAUAAAAUGAAAAAUGUAACUGCAAUAUUAGGUGACGUUAUAUAUAAAAAUAAAUAAAAUCUGCUGUUGAUAUUGUAGUUCAUUAGUUUUGAAAAAUAAGCAGUACUAACUUUAAUCUUGUGCCAAAUUAGUUUUAUUGUUAAUAUUAAUAUUUUCACCCAAAUAAGAGAAAUGGAUGACGUGCAACUGGGUCCUGUGAGUAUUAGCAUGAUAGAAGAUAAUUUAUAUUUAGGAGGAUUGGCAGCUGCGAAAAAUUUGGAAGUUUUAAAGAAGUACAACAUUACUCAUAUUCUUACCAUAGAUAUAUGUCCAUUACCAAGAACUGUAACAGAACAAAGAAAUUUAGUUACCAGAUUUAUACAGUUGUCAGACCAACCAAGAGAAGAUUUGCUUUCAUAUUUUGAUGAAACAGAUUUAUUUAUUAAUGAAGGAAGGGAGAAGGGAAUUGUUUUGGUUCAUUGUUAUUUUGGUGUUUCUAGAAGUGCCACUGUUGUUAUUGCCCAUAUAAUGAAAAAAUACCAGAUGAGUUACUUUGAGGCAUUUGAUAUGGUAAAAGCCAAAAGAAAAAUAGUUUUUCCUAAUCCAGGUUUUGUGUCACAACUAAAACUUUAUAAAGACAUGGGAUACCAAAUAGAUAACAGAAACAUGCACUAUAAAAUAUAUAAACUGUCUCUAGCUGCUUUUAGGGUGAGAAAAGUAAAGAUUUUACCACAAGAAUUUCACUAUCUAAUUCAGCCUGAUCCAAGUCUUGAACAAACUGAACCAGAACCCAAUGUUUACCGAUGUAAAAAGUGUAGGAGAAUAUUAGCAGCUGAAUCUAACCUUCUUUUGCAUGAGUCAAAUGGAGUAGUAUGCAAAGAAACUUACUUUGUAGAACCAAUUGCAUGGAUGAAUGUCUUGCAAGAAAACCAGGGCAAAAUAUUGUGUCCAAAAUGUUCAACUAAAUUGGGAUCAUUUAGUUGGAUAAUGGGAUGUCAGUGUCCUUGUGGAAUACAAGUGGCACCUGCAUUUUAUCUCACUCCUUCCAAAGUAGAUUUUUGUAAUGUUGUUAAAAAUUUAGAAACUACAUGUUAGAUAGUUUACAGUUUGAAUCAAAAUUUGUUGUAUGUUUUAAUAUUAAAUAUACCAUAUAUUUAUUAUGAAA
This is a messenger RNA of Diabrotica virgifera virgifera (western corn rootworm), 1319 nucleotides long. RefSeq names its product dual specificity protein phosphatase MPK-4-like. Bases 347 to 1249 code for a protein of 300 amino acids. The transcript has 2 exons. The record is from RefSeq and is a predicted model, not a curated record. Gene Ontology annotation, cellular component: nucleus. Gene Ontology annotation, molecular function: protein tyrosine/serine/threonine phosphatase activity. NCBI's taxonomy places the organism in Eukaryota, Metazoa, Arthropoda, Insecta, Coleoptera, Chrysomelidae. Gene Ontology annotation, biological process: protein dephosphorylation.